UAAACAGCACUUACUGGUAUGGGAGACUUACAAGCAUCAGAAAGACCUAUAAAAUGAAACACAGAUCAAGAGAAAAAGACUUUCUUGCCAUUAAAUCAAAGAUAGGGAAAUGUAAUAUUGUAAGCGAGAGUGAAAAUGUUGUAUUGUUUUCAGUGAGUAUUUAUGGAUUCUAUGAAAAUGACUGGGUUUGUAAUUGCCUGACGUUCAACAACGAUUAUGACAAAUUCUUCAAAGUGACACCGCCAGAAGUUUUGAGAAAAUGCGUUCCGUAUAUGACUAACAUACAGGAAACAAUAUUAUGUAGCAGUGAGAUUUCUGAUAUUGUCUUGAAAUUUGGAUUGGACUUUGUUUGCUUUUUUCACACAUGUUCAAAAUAUUCAAAAAUAUAUGAGGAUGGUUUAAAUAUAAUGAAUCUUCCUCGUCAUGUGGUUGAUAUGUCAGUCAACGUUGACGGCAUUAAUGAGUUCAGUGAAUUCAAACAAUAUGUGGAUAAGAUCAUGAAAUGUGAACAUAAAUCUUUAAAGUCAUUGAAUCUGAAUAGUCUGCUUGGCUCAUACCUUAUUGGACGAGAGAAAGGCAAAGAGAAAGCAUUGGAUAGUCUCGGACUUUCUCAUACGAAAUGGAACAUUCUAGUUUCUAUUCUGAUGUCAGAGAGUUACAGUUUAUCCUUAAACUCAUCAUGGGAAGAAAUAUUAACAAGUCUUCAAAGUGUGUUCCCUUUAUUAAGGUGCGAAUCAAGAAUGUUAGACAGUGAUAUCGCUGAAUUGACUGAUAUCUAUAAAGUGUUAAAAAAGGAGAAUAACUCAGUCAGAUUUAUAUCAGAUGAUGUCCGCCAUCAAGUGAUGAGUUACUUCGUAAAGAAUUGUCUGAUUACUGAUGAGAACUACGAGAAUUAUAUCAAGCUGUCGUCGGAGGACUCGUUAUUGGAGUACGUACGACCGUGGUGGUAUAUGGAGAAAGAAUGGUGCAUGGAAAGCGAAAAAUAUCUGUUCCUGCCGGAAAGUUUGGAGGAUUUGUUUAUCCAAAGACUUGGAUUAGACGUCCUACGUCACGUCAUUGUGGAUUGGAAUAAUCGGACUGAAGAUAGAAUUAAAAAAGUCAGAGAGGCAUUUCAAGAAAAGUUCAAACUUCCAUCUAUUGUGUUUUGCGAGACGAAUCGGAAAAUAUUUGUGGAAUAUGUGAAGAAAAUCUCAAAAGAAAAACAAGUUUCCAUGCAGUCUUUGAAUCUUAACAGUCUUUUUGGAUCCUUUUUAAUUGGAAGAGAUGACUACAGCUCUGAAGUACCUGAAAUUCUCGCACUUUCUCAGACAAAAAAGAGCAUUCUCGUUUCUAUUCUGAUAUCAGAGAGUUACAGUUUAUCCUUAAGUACAACAUGGGAAGAAAUGUCAAGAAAACUUCAAAGUGCGUUCCCGUUAUUAAAGUGUGAUUCAAAAACAUUAGACAGUGAUAUCACUGAAUUGAAAGAUAUCUCUAAAGUAUUGAAUAAGGAAAACAACUCAGUCAGAUUCAUAUCAGAUGAUGUCCGUCAUCAAGUAAUGAGUUACUUUGUGAGGAAUUGUCUGAUAACUGAUGAGGACUACGAGAAUUAUAUCAAACUGUCAUCAGUGGACUCUUUGUUGGAAUACGUACGGCCGUGGUGGUAUAUGGUAGAAACAGACCUCAAGAAAUGGUUGUUCCUACCGGAGACUUUGGAGGAUUCAUUCUUCCAAAGACUUGGAUUAGACGUCCUACGUCACCCCACGAUAAAACGUUUUGGGGAAUGUGAUGAAGAGACAACAGAUACAUUCAGAGAAAAAGUGAAAGACAACUUUAACGUACCGGAGGAAAUAUUUGGCUGGGAAUAUGGCGCACGAUAUAGAUACAUAGAAUGUGCCAAAAGGGGAACAAAGACAGUACAUAGAGCUCGCGCAAUGAUUGUUGGAUGUGCAGGUGCUGGGAAAACCACUCUUCUAAAACGACUUGAAAAGCUAGGAUUAGAGGAAUUGCUGAAGGUGGACUCAACUGUUGGACUUGAGGUUCAUGAAGACAUGUUUGAACUGGAUGAGGACUCUUGUUUAAGAGCGUUAUCAGACAGUACAAACAAAGACGACAAGCAUAUACUGAGCGUGGUCGAUUUUGGAGGACAGUGUGCCUACUACGCCCGUCAUCAGGUGUAUUUCAGCACCUUCUAUCUACUGGUGAUAGAUAUGUCAAAACCUUUCACAGAAACAGUUGACGAAAAUAAAUGUGAGCAACGGGAGACAAUGUUUGCAGACUGGACAUAUGGAGAAUACGUUCUUUUCUGGCUGAAAUCUAUUCACACGUACUGUGCUGAGGACACAUCAGUCAUUGUUGUAGCUACACACAGUGAAAAUGCUACACAGAAGGAAAAAGAUGGAUUUUAUGGACAGCUCUUGGAUUUGCUACCUACAGAUUCGAAUCUUAAGAAACAUUUAAAAUUUGAGAGGUGUUUCUUUGUUAAUUUUCCUUGUGAUAAAGGUGAAGAAUUGGAAUAUUUAUCUGACUUAGAAAAAUAUAUUGUUUCUAUUGCCAAAGACAGAAGAUGGAAAGAAAACAUUCCAAAAGAAUGGUCAGUAAUUGAACUAGCUUUUAUCACAAUGAGACGUUCUAAAAAGAUAGUUCCAAUCGAAGAACUCAAAGAGAAAUACUGGAAGGCUAAGAGAGAUGACGGCUUGAAAAUGGAGGAUGCACUAUGCUUUUUCCACGACAUUGGAUUGAUUCUGCACUUUAAGGAAGAGAAUCUAUCAAAUACCAUAAUUGUUGACGUCCAGUGGUUUGUUGAUACGUUUAAAUUCGUAAUAUCAGACAAGAAUCAUGUCCGCGAUUUAGCAGAAACUGACAAGGAGUGGCAGUACUUCCACAGGACUGGGUAUCUCAUGGACAAUUUUCUUAGUCGAGUUUGGGGAAGCUUAUAUAUAAACUCUCGGGAAAGGCCGAUCAUUUUGCAAUAUAUGCAAAGACUAGGACUACUAGCGAUAGGAGAUUUAAAACAUUAUGUUCCAUGUAUGAAUAAAAAAGAUUUUGGUAGGAAGGAAAGGAUUGCCUUACGGGGAAUGGAAACAAAAUCUUCUGUGUUGGUGCUACAUUUCCACUUUUUACCGUUCUUCUUCUACUGUCGAUUGAUAGUUGCCUGCAUUGUGCGAACAGAGUGGAAGGUGGUAGAAGAUAAAGGUUUGCCAGGCUUGUAUAAAAACGUCGCAAUUUUCGUAUACAGAGACCACCUAAUUGCUUUGGUUGUAACUCAAACUGCAAUUCAAGUUCAAAUUUUGAGACCACAAAACUCACCUAUUGAUGCCAAUGUCGCUGUUCAUAUCAAAGAGACUCUAGAAAAUAGACUUGGAUACUUAACAAGCACAUUUCACAAGAAAGUUGCAUACAAUAUUGCAUUUCAGUGUUCAUAUCAAGAUGUGCUUUGCGAAAGUGAAGAAUGCUAUGUGUAUGAAAAAGAAUUAAUAUCAAAAAACGAUAAAAUAUUGUGUCCAAGACAUGGAUUUCCAGAAUCACAUGAGAUUAAUAUAAAAUCUCUGACAAAGUUCUGGAAUAGA
Molecule: messenger RNA, 3545 nt
Organism: Saccostrea cuccullata (small rock oyster)
Lineage: Eukaryota; Metazoa; Mollusca; Bivalvia; Ostreida; Ostreidae
Exons: 9
Source: RefSeq, a predicted model, not a curated record